Molecule: messenger RNA, 1864 nt
Organism: Phragmites australis (common reed)
Lineage: Eukaryota; Viridiplantae; Streptophyta; Magnoliopsida; Poales; Poaceae
Product: serine/threonine-protein kinase PEPKR2-like
Exons: 3
Coding region: 313-1626 (437 amino acids)
Biological process (GO): peptidyl-serine phosphorylation; intracellular signal transduction; protein autophosphorylation
Cellular component (GO): nucleus; cytoplasm
Molecular function (GO): ATP binding; calmodulin binding; calcium-dependent protein serine/threonine kinase activity
Source: RefSeq, a predicted model, not a curated record
ACAUGGGCCUUGCGCGGCCCCGCCUGGACCACAAAACAUCAGGAAACCUCGCGUGAUUUCACCGCGCGACACGCCACACCGGCGACCGGCGUCGGUUACACCGUACAGCACCUAACCAGGCGCUCGCUGGCGCCACCGCACCAAUCUUCCCAAAAGCCUCUCGUCCUUUGCGUCGGCUCGACGCCACAUCUCCAGACCGCCGUGCUGCGCACCGCACCCAGGCCGCCGCCACCGCGCGAUGCCCCGGAACCGCAGGCGGCGCAAGAACGCAGCCUAGGAGUGGCUGAGUGGGAGAUUCCGACCCUCCGCGCCAUGGAGUCGAUGCCGCGGAAGCGCAAGGGCGCGCCCCCCGCGUGCUCCGCCGCCAGGUCCCUCCAAGAUUUGGCGUCCCGCAAGCGCGCCUGUCGCGAGUGCGACCCGCAGCCACCCUGCACCAGCGCCUCCUCCCGCGGGGUCCCCGCCGUGGUGAUGACGGCGCCCGCGGCGAGCGGCGGGGCGGCGGCGGGAGUCCUCCCGGGGCGCGGGCUGAAGCGGAAGGUGGGCUGCAUCGAGGCGCCCACGCGGAUGGGGCGGAGGAAGCGUCUGGAGGGCGAGUACGACCUCGGCGAGGAGAUCGGGCACGGCAAGUUCGGGUCCGUGCGCGUCUGCCGCGCCAAGGCCGGUGGCGAGGAGUUCGCGUGCAAGGCGCUGCCCAAGAACGGCGGGGACACGGCGCACCGCGAGGUGGAGAUCAUGCAGCAUCUCUCCGGCCACCCGGGCGUCGUCACGCUCCGGGCCGUUUUCGAGGACUCCGACAGCUUCUACCUCGUCAUGGAGCUCUGCCGCGGCGGCCGGCUUCUUGAUGAGGUGUCCAGGGAGGGGAGGCUCUCCGAGCGACGCGCCGCCAAUGUGAUCAGGGAGCUCAUGGCCGUGCUGAAGUAUUGCCACGAGAUGGGCGUUGUACAUAGGGACAUCAAACCGGAGAAUGUUCUGCUCACCAAGGACGGAAGUUUGAAGCUCGCAGAUUUUGGGUUGGCCGUGCGGGUCGCUAAUGGUCAGAAGCUAACUGGUGUAGCUGGGAGCCCUGCAUAUGUGGCACCUGAGGUUCUACUUGGAAAUUACUCGCAAAAAGUAGAUAUAUGGGCUGCUGGAGUGCUUCUGCAUGUGCUGCUGAUGGGCACUCUUCCAUUUCAAGGCAACUCUGUCAAAGCUAUCUUUGAUGCUAUAAAGACAGUCGAGCUUGAUUUACACAGUGGUCAGUGGACAUCGGUAUCACGUCUUGCACGUGAUCUCAUCGGCCAAAUGCUUCAUCGAGAUGCCACUUCACGAUUUGAUGCUGAUGAUGUUCUCCGGCAUCCCUGGGUCUUAUUCUACACCGAGUGCCCAUUGAAGGUAGAAUUUUCCAAUCUUUGGAGUACUAACAAAACUGCAACACCCAUGAUUCAUUGGGAAAGAGUUAGAUCAGAUCGCGAGUCUUCAUCUUCAGAAUCUUCAAGUGACAACUCUGAAGAGCAGGAUGAAUGCGGCAUAGUUGACGCACUGACGACAGCAAUAACACAGGUGAGGAUAUCAGAGCCCAAAAGGUCCCGGGUCUGCAGCCCAGCCAAUCAGCUGUUCCCGCCGAGCAGGAAUGCUCUUCUAACUUGAAGAAAAAUCCAUCGGGCACGGCAUUCUGAGUUGACCUUAGCACCCAUGUACAGCCUCUGAUUUAGAUGUAAAAUUCUUAACCGUGAUUGAUCUUGUCCAGUUGCUAGCUUGCUGGUGCUGUAACUUUGUAAAUAUAUAGCCACUGGCAUCUUCAUUUUUUUUAGGACGGUUGCCGGUUACACCAUAAUUGAUUCGAUUUAGUUCCUUUUCGUGAGUACAAUUUUUUUUUGUCCGCAUA